Messenger RNA from Nicrophorus vespilloides, 856 nucleotides. RefSeq names its product putative inner dynein arm light chain, axonemal (gene Dnali1). Gene Ontology annotation, molecular function: dynein heavy chain binding. NCBI's taxonomy places the organism in Eukaryota, Metazoa, Arthropoda, Insecta, Coleoptera, Silphidae. Gene Ontology annotation, cellular component: filopodium; axoneme. Bases 78 to 815 code for a protein of 245 amino acids. The record is from RefSeq and is a predicted model, not a curated record. The transcript has 3 exons.
GAAGGAUUGUCAGAAACGUCUUGUAAAUUGUGCAGAGGCUAAUCAUUUUAAUAGUCAGUGAACAAUAAUAAUUAAUAAUGUCGGAGCGUAUUAUGGUAGACACCUCGACGUUGGUGAAGUACGAUAAUCCUAUACUGGUUAUCAAGCAUGAUAUGUCGAGGAAGGAAAUUGCAUCGAUUCAGCCGUGCAAAGCGAAAUCUACUGGUGCCGUGACAGAUGCCAAACGGGAAACGGAAGAGAUCCUGAAUUCGAUUCUUCCUCCGAAAGAAUGGGAGGAGGAAGGUCAGACGUGGAGGCAGCACGUCUCCACGACGCCGGCCACGCGUCAAGAUGUGGUCAAUUUGCAAGAGCAGCUCGAUAUGAAAUUGCAGCAAAGACAAGCGAGAGAAACUGGGAUUUGUCCGAUCAGACGAGAGCUGUACACGCAGUGCUUCAACGAGGUCAUCAGGCAGGUUACCAUUAACUGCGCGGAGCGUGGUCUGCUGCUGCUCCGAGUUCGUGAUGAGAUGAGGAUGACCAUCGAGGCGUUCCAAGCGUUGUAUUGCAGCAGCAUCGCGUUCGGGAUGCGUAAAGCUCUGCAAUCAGAGCAAGGAAAGACGGAUCUUCAGAAGGACGUGGAUCAGUUGAAGGAUGAACGCACAGAUUUGGAGAGACAGUUGGCCGAUCUGAGACAGCGUGCAGAGCAGGCUGAUCGAAGAGCGGCGGAACUGAGACAGGCGGAAGAGAGAAAACACGCAGAGGAGAUUUCAUUUCUGAAGAAGACCAAUCAGCAGCUGAAGGCUCAGCUAGAAGGUAUCAUCGCCCCCAAGAAAUAAGGAUUUCAAUAUCGAAAUUCGAGAAAAAGGAGACUAUUACA